AUCUUGAAAUACCUAUAAAACCUUCCCUAAUCCAGUGUAGACAUGUUAGCCUCCUCCCCUUGCGCCUGAUUGGCGAGACUGAGUCAGAGCCUCCUUCGGCUCACCGCAGCUGAUCAGAGCUUGGGUUUCAAACGAGGAGGGCAGCUAGCUAUGUCCCCUUCUUCCUGACUUCUCACGGAGCAGGAGCGGCAACGCAAAGUUUAAACAAAGAACGUAAGGGCCCGACGGACCUUCAAUGUGGGGAGAAGUGAUUAAAUAUAAACCUCCCACUUCUGCCAAGUUUUCAGUAACUGUGACUCUGCAGACUUCUUCAUGCACUGUGGAUAAUGGGAUUCUGAAGAUGAAGCAGAUAGCUCGCCAGCCUCCCUGGAUUUUGCUGACGACACCGGAUUGCUUUGCCUGAAGAUGGAAACACUGGAGUCGGAACUAACCUGCCCUAUCUGUUUGGAGCUCUUCGACGAUCCGCUGCUUUUGCCCUGUGCCCACAGCCUCUGCUUCAGCUGCGCCCACCGCAUCCUGGUUUCUCACUGCGCGUCUAACGAAAGUGUGGAAUCCAUCGCCGCCUUCCAGUGCCCGACCUGCCGCUAUGUCAUCGCCCUCAACCACCGCGGCUUAGAGGGUCUGAAGCGAAACGUCACUCUGCAGAACAUCAUCGACCGCUUCCAGAAGGCCUCGGUGAGCAGGCCCAACUCACCGGGCGAGAGCCGCCGGGAGCAGGCCCUUGACGGCAGCACCAUGACGACGGCCGAGUGCGUCCCCUGCCAGUUCUGCGAGCAGGACCCACCGCGGGCAGCGGUAAAGACCUGCGUGACCUGCGAGGUCUCCUACUGCGAUGGCUGUCUGAAGGCCACCCACCCCAGCAAGAAGCCCUUCACCGGGCACCGCCUCAUUGAGCCCGUCCCAGACUCCCACCUCCGCGGCCUCAUGUGCCUGGAGCACGAGAGCGAGAAGGUCAACAUGUACUGCGUGACAGACGAGCAGCUGAUCUGUGCCCUCUGCAAGCUGGUGGGGCGCCAUCGAGACCACCAAGUGGCAGCACUGGCUGACCGGUUCGACAAGAUUAAGCAAAGCCUGGAGACCAACCUGGCCAGUCUAAUCAAGAGGAAUAAUGAGCUAGAAACACUAAUGGGUCGACUAAUCCAGACUUGUCAGCAUGUAGAGGUGAAUGCAACAAGGCAGGAAAGCAAACUUACAGAGGAAUGUGACCAGCUGAUUGAAAUCAUUCAACAACGAAGACAAGUCAUUAGCACACAAAUCAAGGAGGGCAAGGUUGUACGACUGCGGAAACUGGCCCAGCAGAUCGCCAACUGCAAGCAGUCUAUUGAACGAUCCGGGUCGCUCAUCACUCAGGCAGAGCAAACGCUGAAGGAGAACGACCACGCUCGCUUCUUGCAGACGGCUAAAAAUAUCUCUGAAAGAGUCUCCAUGGCCACAGCAUCUUCCCAAGUGCUCAUUCCGGAAAUAAACCUUACUGAUACUUUUGACACAUUUGCAUUGGACUUCUCCAGGGAGAAGAAGAUGCUGGAAAACCUUGAUUACCUCACAGCGCCAAAUCCACCGGCAAUCCGAGAGGAGCUGUGCACCGCAUCGCAUGACACCAUCACGGUUCACUGGACUUCCGAUGAUGAAUUCAGUGUGGUCUCUUAUGAACUGCAGUACACCAUUUUCACUGGACUCGCCAAUGUAGUUAGUUUGUGCAGCUCGGCAGACAGCUGGAUGAUUGUUCCAAACAUCAAGCAGAACCAUUACACAGUGCACGGUCUACAGAGUGGCACCAAGUACAUCUUCGUGGUCAAGGCCAUUAACCAAGCUGGCAGCCAAAGCAGUGAACCCUCCAGACUAAAGACAAACAGCCAGCCUUUCAAGCUGGAUCCCAAGUCUGCACACCGGAAGUUGAAAGUCUCUCAUGACAACCUCAGCGUGGAGCGGGAUGAGACCGCCUCAAAGAAGAGCCACACCCCAGAGCGCUUCACCAGCCAAGGGAGCUAUGGCAUAACUGGCAACGUCUACAUAGACAGUGGCCGACAUUACUGGGAGAUCCUCAUUGGAGGAAGCACAUGGUAUGCGAUCGGGAUUGCCUACAAGUCAGCACCGAAGCACGAGUGGAUCGGGAAGAACGCCUUCUCCUGGGUAUUCUGCCGGUGCAACAAUAGCUGGGUGGCAAGGCACAACAGUAAGGAAUUCCCAGUGGAACCGUCCCCUCACCUCCGAAGGCUGGGCCUCCUGCUGGACUAUGAUAACGGCUCACUGUCCUUCUAUGAUGCAGUUAAUGCUCAGCAGCUGUACACCUUUGACAUUGCUUUCGUCCAGCCUGUGUGCCCCACUUUCACUGUGUGGAACAAAGCCCUCACAGUCUUAACUGGCCUCCCCAUACCGGACCACCUGGACUGUACAGAACAGGUUCCUUAAGAAGCGUGUGGAGGUUCAAGUGAGGACCUCAGCUCUUGGCUUUGCAGUGGGAGUACUAUGCAUAGCUGACUGGAACUGCCAUGCCCAGUCAGAUGUCAUCUCACUGUCCAGUUUGAGCUGGAAUUAAAGCAUAUUUUAUGGACGCAGGGUUUCAACCUGAAAUGUUGAUAACUUCUUUCCUUCCAUGAAUGCUGCUUGACUUGCUGGGUUUCUUCCAAUUGCCUGUUGCUCUGGAUUCCGGCACCUGCAGUCUCUCGUGUCUCCAUAUGAUUUGGAUUGCUGCCUCUCCACACCGACUCAGUCUGUAGAUGUACUUCCUUCCUUCAGCAAAGGGAGUUUGUUGCUUCUACAUGGUUAACAGUCACUGCUUAAGGUGAUGCAUACCUUGGUCGAUUGUUGGCUUGUUCUAACCCAGAAGAUGAGAAGAGGAAGUUAUUCAGUUACUGCUGUGGUCUGCUAAAGGGUCACUUCAACAGCUUUGGGCAGAUAGAGCUCACUAUAUUCCUUGUAAAUGUGAAUAUUCAGUUGUGUUGUGGAAUGCACUCACAAUGGUUCCAUGGCUCCAUUGAGAAUUUUGGGAAGUCAGCUUUGAGGAUUAGGAUUUUUAAGUUUGAUACUUUGUUUCCUCUAUUUUUCAAAUGUUUCCAUAGUAGGGUCCUAACUAAAAUUCCACAAUCCCGAUCCAAACCAAAUCCUGUUUUGCUAAAGCAUUCCCAGCUAUUCUCAGAUCAUCUUCUCCUGCGACCUUUUCCAUUCAUAGCCCCAUGUCCCCAUGAAUUCUUGCUGUUUCAAUCUUGCUUUUCUUUAUUCUGCUCACCUUCUUUGGAGGGUGGGAGGGGGAGAUGAUUUUGAACCGUUGCACCAGCACCUCACCAUCUCUUGAUCUGUCAACUGUAAGCGCACGCGAUUGAAUUGUGUCAGUGGAUGUCAAGUCAGAUGAGGCUAGUGUUGACAACAGCAAAUGAAUUUGUGCACAUAUUGAAUCUUUUCUUUUGGGAAUGGUAUUCACUGGGCUGUCCAAAUCUCAUUGAUUGAGAUAAAUUGCCUAUACUAAUUGAUGAUUUGAAAACCAUGCUUCCUUCCCCACUGGCUGCCUGACAAGUCUUUUGCAGCUGUGCUAACACUGAGACUUUAACAUAGCUUCCUUACUAAGUAAUAUGUCCUGGCAAAGCUUUUUCCUUCUUGUUAAGUUCUCUUAGUUUUUCUCAAUCUCAGUGCAGAGACGAGAUUUCACUCUUUACGGUUCCGUGCACAACCAUCAGAAUAUAAAAUGGCUUGGGAAGAGUUGAUAUCCAUUCAAAUCCCUGUUAUCUAUUGACAGUGGACAUCGAUCCUACUGCAGAGUUACAUUUAUGAAAACCUGCCCCUUAGUAUACCUAGCUACCUAACUGUACCAACUAAUACAUACUUACAGUGUACAUUCAUAUUUGCAUUUACAAUACACUUUAGAUGCAGAAGAUAAGCCUGUUAAAGUUCCUGUCCUGGCUCUAAUAAGUUCCUGCUCUUACUCUUAUAUAGGAGUAUUAAUAAGUUAUUUAUAUAAAGUGAUUUUAACUAAAAUUGUUAGAACCCUUUUGCUUUUGCACAAUCAAUGUUUACUUUUGUAUUUAUGCAUAGGUGAAUUGUUGGGAAGUUGAGAUAUAUGUGAAAAAAAAGAUAAAGUUAUGGUUUUUCCAACAGGAUUAUUAAGAAAUCUUAUUAUGACGCUAUUGUUGAGGACAGACUGUGCAGUGAAUUGUAUAGUUCAGUUGAUUUGUAAAUUAUCUUCCCUAAAGUCUACAAGUUCUGCUCCUUUGCCUUAUGGUCUUAUAGUCUUAUGGUCUAAAUGGAAUGUAAACUGUGCUGAAAUGAAUUUAAGGAGACAACAUCCCAUUUCUAUGCAACUACUCAAAGGAGAUAGACUUUGAUAGUGUAAUUGUGUAGUGGAAAGAAACUUCAAUGGCCUAUUUCUUCUCAUGGACCAGAGUGGUUAGUUGGGUUGAAGCUGUCCUUCAAAAAAACGUUAGUAUUUCACCAACCUUUCUCCAAUAGGCAACAGAUGUCAGUCAACCAGUUCCAAGUACCUCUAAUUUUUCUGAAGUAUCAUUGGGAAGUAGCAUAUUGUGGCUUUCCUUUCUGACCACAGUUCCGUUUUCCUUCUGACAGCUCCACCCAACUUACCUGAUUACCUUUACACCAGAGUGCAUUUACACUGCCAUUUUAAUGUGGUAAACCAUCCUCAGGAACAAAGCCUGAGUUGAAAUGGGGGAGGGUAUGAUUGGAAGAAUUAUUGCAGGCAUCAUCCUUGGGAGUUGAGUGAGGACCAUUCCCAAUCUCAAGUCAAUAGGCCACAAUUUAGAUGAGGACUGGUGGAAAUGUUAAGUAAAGCGACGACUGCAAUUUAACGCAGAACUUACAAUAUAGAAUGUUGAAGAGUACAGCACAGUACAGGCCCUUUGACCAAUGAUGUGGCAACCUUUUAACCUACUCCAAGAACAAUCUAAUCACUUACCCCUGCAUAACCUUCCAAGGCGAAUUGUAUGAGAAAGGGACAAGAAUGGAAAAAGAAGCUUUUGAACUGUAGAUUUACUUCCCAGGUCUGUAAAUCAGGUCAUUGUAACUGUAGUUACACUUAGUCAUUUUGAGACCUCAGAAAAGGUAAAGGACAGAGUAAAUAAACAAGAUUUCUAUUCCUGGGAAUAUAGAGUGAUGUGGAUGCUCAAGUGGUGAUUUUUAAGAUAGCGAGUUCUGAUAGGAUAGAUAUGGAAAAGCUAAUUCCUCUGGUCUGGGUGUCUAGACAAGCAAACCCAAUCUGAAAUCCUAACCUGAGGCUGUUUACAGCUGAACUCUUUCUUUCACGUGAAAAACAAUGGAAAUCCAAAAUUCUCUCACUUAGAGGCUAGAGGGGCGUGAAGCUGACAUUUCUGAGACUGAAAUCUAUAGAUUUUUUUCAGACAAUAAAAUGGAGUGAUGGUAUAAAUUUACCAUAAUUUACCCGAUUGGGGGUACCAGCCCAAGGGUCUAAUUAUUUGUCUCCGGUUCCCAUGUACAUUAAGUAUGUUAUUACAGUGUCUUCAAAAAUUGUAAAUGGAUACGGUGUGUAAACCUUUCAGCUUGAAGUUAAAAAGGGGUAUUAUCUGUUCUGAUUUUCAAUCAGCCUAAAUCAGCACAAUGUUCACCUGUAACCCUACUGUUAAGUGUUUCAUGUGGGCAUAGUAUUUCAUUUCAUAUAGGAAUUUUGUUCUAAUUGAGCCAGUUAGGGAAUUGAAUAAGAAUGUGCAUGAAAAUGCAAUAAUCCUCACUGGAAAACUAAGCACAUUUUGUGCCUUAUGAUCUCUCUGUUUCAAAAGCAGCCACAAAGCCUGGUGACCAUGACUUCAGUAGAACUUAACUUGUCUAUUAUGGACCAUGGAUAUCAAUUCCAGCACACAGGUACUUAUUUCCACGUGGAACUCCAGAAUGGUGGUGUCAAGGACCGAGAUGCCAUACAAGGAAUUCUGAUCAGAGGAAUGUAUUGUCUCUGUCAAUACACAGAAAACUUUUGAUUUCAAGUUGCACGUCUACCAUUGAAUUCUGGCAGUAUUUUGAAGGUGGUGGUUCUUUGUAAGUGAUUGCUGGGACGAAAAGGACAGCCAAGUGACUUGGACACUAGUAGGAACUGUCUGGAGUCCACAAACUCAUUGCAAACUGGUGUCAAAAGGUCAAUGCAAACGACUUCAAAUAUCGAAUUACAAAUCCUGCGUGUCGUUGAAAUGGCACAUUCUGAGUUGCCAUGGAAAGAGGUCAUGUGAUCUGUCGAAAGGCAGUGCCACAGAGGCUGCUGUUGAACGGUGUCAGUACCUCUGCUUAAAGACUUAUCCUUCACUAUCACAUAUUACCUCCGGAAAGUAAACUGGAGAAUGACUGCGCAAAAUCAGACUCUGAAGUCAGCCAUUCAGUUUAAGCCCGUCCAUCCCAUCCUAAGGAUUGCUUUUAUGAAUAUAGUCAGUCUUUCCGUCAACAUUCAACAGUUCAACUGGUAAAGAUGAUCUUCACCUUGUUAUCAGCAUGGCAGCAAUGUACAGUGAUGGAGGAACGUUUCCAUGUACUGUAUUAAUGUUAACAGACACCACCACAACACUCCAACCCUGGCUAUUGACUUUGCUUUUGUUCUUUUAUGAUUUUAAUGAAGCAGCCUGUUUUUAAAAAAAUAUUUUGCAGUACUGAAUUCAAUGUGUGAUUCCGGAAUAAAGAACUCGUCAUAUCAAGCCAGACUUACUUGUUGGGUUUUGGUUCUCAAAAUUGAUCCAGCAGCCCAGGAUUUUUAUUUACUGAUGGGGUUGGUAUCAUUGGGAGGGUGCAAUGUCAUGAAUCAUGGGUGGCAAACUUGUUUCAAAAUCAGAGACACCUCAUCAAGACCUUAUGAGGGGUCUCAGCCCAAA
This is a messenger RNA of Mobula hypostoma (lesser devil ray), 6809 nucleotides long. RefSeq names its product E3 ubiquitin-protein ligase Midline-1. Gene Ontology annotation, molecular function: zinc ion binding; protein binding. The coding region runs from base 406 to 2409 and encodes 667 amino acids. Lineage: Eukaryota; Metazoa; Chordata; Chondrichthyes; Myliobatiformes; Myliobatidae. The record is from RefSeq and is a predicted model, not a curated record. Gene Ontology annotation, biological process: regulation of microtubule cytoskeleton organization. The transcript is spliced from 10 exons. Gene Ontology annotation, cellular component: cytoplasm.